This is a messenger RNA of Musca vetustissima, 350 nucleotides long. RefSeq names its product acyl-CoA-binding protein homolog. Gene Ontology annotation, molecular function: long-chain fatty acyl-CoA binding. Lineage: Eukaryota; Metazoa; Arthropoda; Insecta; Diptera; Muscidae. Gene Ontology annotation, biological process: fatty acid metabolic process. The coding region runs from base 1 to 339 and encodes 112 amino acids. The record is from RefSeq and is a predicted model, not a curated record. The transcript has 3 exons.
AUGGCAAGCAAAUCAACUAGCAUUAACAGCUUGUUAUUCAAUACAACUGAUCUAAAGCCCCUUGAUCAAACAUGGAUAUUACAAUCUUUACAGUUCGAAACCGCCACCCAAAAAGCCAAAUCCUUCACCAAGACUCCCCCAGAUAAUGUAUUCUUGGAAUUCUACGGUCUCUUCAAACAAGCCACCGUUGGCGAUUGCAACGUUGCCCAACCCGGUGCUUUGGACUUGAAGGGUAAGGCUAAAUGGAAUGCCUGGAACUCCAACAAGGGCAUGAGCCAAGAUGCUGCCAAGGCUGCUUAUAUUGCUGCCUACGAAAAGUACGCUCCCCAAUAUGCUUAAAUUAGUGUUUG